Messenger RNA from Gekko japonicus, 442 nucleotides. Its product is annotated as tumor necrosis factor receptor superfamily member 19-like. Gene Ontology annotation, cellular component: plasma membrane. Gene Ontology annotation, biological process: positive regulation of JNK cascade; positive regulation of canonical NF-kappaB signal transduction. The record is from RefSeq and is a predicted model, not a curated record. Gene Ontology annotation, molecular function: protein binding; signaling receptor activity. The annotation marks the transcript as partial. The transcript has 4 exons. NCBI's taxonomy places the organism in Eukaryota, Metazoa, Chordata, Lepidosauria, Squamata, Gekkonidae.
AUGGGCACAAGCAGUUUACAGCUGGAAUAUACCAUAUGGAAGGUGCUGAUACUUCUAACAUAUUUCGUAAGUAGAAUAAUUUGUGAGACGGGAGAUUGUAGAGAGCAAGAGUUCAGAGAUCAUGAUGGAAACUGUGUGCUGUGCAAACAGUGUGGACCUGGAAUGGAACUGUCAAAGGAAUGUGGUUUCGGAUAUGGGGAGGAUGCACAAUGCAUGACAUGCAGGCCGAACAGAUUCAAGGAGGACUGGGGCUAUCAGAAAUGCAAAACAUGUUUGGACUGUGCUCUAGUAAAUCGAUUUCAGAAAGCUAAUUGUUCUGCUACCAGCAACGCUGUUUGUGGAGAUUGCUUACCAGGAUUCUACAGAAAGACAAAGCUUGGAGGCUUUCAAGAUAUGGAAUGUGUUCCUUGUGGAGACCCACCUCCUCCUUAUGAACCUCACU